AUGGUACAAGUUGUAUGGAGGCAUGGAGAAAGAACACCAACUCAUGGAUAUCCAAAUGAUCUUUAUAAAGAAGAUUAUUGGGAAGCUCCUUAUGGUACAUUAACUAAAAAUGGUAUUAAACAACAAGAAAAAUUAGGAAAACGUUUAAGAAAUAUGUAUAUUGUAUCAAAAAAGUUUAUUAGUAAAAAAUAUAAUCCUAAAGAAAUACAAGUAAGAUCAACUCAAAAAAACAGAACCAUUGAAAGUGCUUAUGCAAAUUUAAGAGGAUUUUAUAAUAUUAAAUCUUCCAAAAAAAUUCCAAUUUUAACUGAUUUUUUUGGUAUAAAUGAUAUUUGGUAUAAAGGAAAAUCAUGUCCAAGAUUAAAUGUAUUGAUUAAUAAUAGAAUAAAAUUUAUUGAAAAAAAAGUUUAUAAUGAAAACAAAAAUUUUAUAUGUAUGUUAGAAAAAAAAUCUGGAUUUUCUAAAAUGUCAUUAAAUAAGAUAAGUGAUUUAUAUGAUAUUCUUUAUAUUCAAAAAAAAUUAAAGAAAAAAAUGCCAAAAUGGUUAAAAAAGAAUAUUUUUAGAAAAUUAAGAAAAUUAGCAUGUGAAGUUUAUAAAGUAAUUGAUGGUGCUGCAUCAUUUGGAAUGAAAGAGGAUCUUGAAAUAACUAAACUUUAUGAAGGUCCAUUAUUAAAAACAAUUCUUGAAUAUUUUCAAACAAAAAUAAAUGAUAUUAAGACAAAAAAUAUUAAGUUCAAAUAUUUUCCAUCAUAUUAUAAUAACAAUUCUUCAAAUAAAUUAAAAUACGUUGCAUAUUCAGUUCAUGAUUUUACAAUAUCUGGAUUAUUCUUUUCAAUGGGAAUUAGUGAUUUUAUGGAAAAUGAAAGUUUGACCAUGGAUUUUACAGCAACACUUUUUUAUGAAUUAUAUAUUAAUAAAAAAAAUCAAUUUGAAAUUAAACUUUUUUUUAGUAGAAAUUAUGCUAAAAAUAUUAUUGAUAUUACUAAUCGAAUUAUUGGAUGUAAAAAAAAGAAAAUUUGUUUGUUUAAAGAUUUUAAGAAAAGAAUACUUAAAAGAAUUCCUACAAGUAUAAAAAAAGAAUGCAAUUAUAAGUAA
Strongyloides ratti is the source of this 1095-nucleotide messenger RNA. Its product is annotated as Histidine phosphatase superfamily,clade-2-containing protein. The coding region runs from base 1 to 1095 and encodes 364 amino acids. Lineage: Eukaryota; Metazoa; Nematoda; Chromadorea; Rhabditida; Strongyloididae. Gene Ontology annotation, biological process: dephosphorylation. The transcript is spliced from 3 exons. The record is from RefSeq and is a predicted model, not a curated record. Gene Ontology annotation, molecular function: phosphatase activity.